Chanos chanos (milkfish) is the source of this 3168-nucleotide messenger RNA. It is a transcript of the gene piwil2, whose product is annotated as piwi-like RNA-mediated gene silencing 2. The coding region runs from base 1 to 3168 and encodes 1055 amino acids. Gene Ontology annotation, molecular function: protein binding; RNA binding. The record is from RefSeq and is a predicted model, not a curated record. Lineage: Eukaryota; Metazoa; Chordata; Actinopteri; Gonorynchiformes; Chanidae. The transcript is spliced from 22 exons.
AUGAAUCCAGACAGACCACCAUGUCCACGUCCUCCAGGAGCAUCUCAGAUGCCCAUGCUCCACCAGGUGAGUGGACGAGGGAUCUUACCUGAGCAGCCAUCAUUUGGGCGCGCCCGGGGUCUGGUGUUACCAGCAGAGGCGUGUCACAUGGGGCGUGGCGUGGCCUCUCCUGUCCUUGCCGGGAUGGCAGCCAUGCCAUUUGGAAGGGGAUCUCUUUACCCCCCAGGUGAGAUUGCCCUGGGUUUUGCCAGAGGAAAGCCCAUGGCGGCAGAGGGAGAUGGGUGUGGUCGCGCCAGAGGUCUUCCAUUGGCGUCGCCAACGGGAGCUCUUGGCAGAGGAUUCUCUGCUCGUGUAGAAUCUGAGACAGAGCCAGGUCCACAGGACGAGACUACACCACUGGACUUCCCAAAGGAGAUGCCACGCCUACUGGUGGAGGAGGACAAGGAGGUCCAGAAAGAGCAGGCUGAAGUACCUGUGCUGGGAUCACCCUUACUGUCCAUGUUUCGUGGGAUGGGAAUCGACCCAGCCAAGACCUGGGGUCGGGGGGCGGUCCCCAAAGGACGUGCUGCAGUGAGUGAUCUGGGGGUGGAGCUUAAAUCUGUCCCAACCCCUGCAGGUGUGGCUGGUGGUGCAGGAGUCAGCAUCCUAAAGCAUCACUCUGUCAGCAGGUCCCUGUGCGAAGGCCGGCCUGGAUCGGGGCCGGCCGUUUUUCCCCCUGUGGGAAUCGCAAGAGGUCUCAAAGAGUUGCCGCCCUCUCCCCCUGUGCCUCCACCCCCCAGCCCUGCUGCCAUGACUCCGCCCCUUUCUCCUCCUGUCUCUGCCACGUUACCGCCCGUGAGCUCUCCACCCAAAGCGGAGCUGAAGAUGGAGAGUAUGAGGGAACCCCUGCAGAAAAUGGGCACUAAAGGAACCCCGCUGGUCAUCGGCUCCAAUCACAUUCCCAUCCACUGUAAAAACCAGGCUGUGUUUCAGUAUCAUGUCACCUUCACUCCUAACGUGGAGUCAAUGGGAAUGCGUUUCGGAAUGAUGAGAGAGCAUCGGUCUACCACAGGGGACGUGGUGGCUUUUGACGGCUCCAUUCUCUACUUGCCUGUGCAACUGCAGGAGGUCGUUCGCCUGAAGAGCGUGAGGAAAACUGACAACCAGGAGGUCGACAUCAAGAUCCAAAUGACCAAAAUCCUGCCCCCAAAUUCUGAUCUCUGUAUCCCCUUCUACAACGUGGUUUUGCGGAGGGUAAUGAAGAUUUUGGGCCUGAAGCUUGUGGGGAGGAGUCAUUAUGACCCUACGAGCGCCGUGGUCCUGGGUAAACACAGGCUCCAGGUGUGGCCUGGUUAUUCGACGUGCAUCAAACACACAGAUGGGGGUCUGUACUUGGCCGUGGAUGUGACUCACAAAGUUCUCCGAAACGAUUCAGUCCUGGACGUCAUGAAUGUGAUUUAUCAGCAGAGUCGAGAGAGCUUUCAGGAUGAAUGUACCAAAGAGCUUGUCGGCAGCAUCGUCAUCACUCGCUAUAACAACCGUACGUAUCGCAUCGACGACAUCGAGUGGACCAAGUCGCCCAAAGACACCUUCACCAUGGCCGACGGCACCCAGACCUCCUUCACUGACUACUACAGAAAAAACUACGGCAUCACGGUAAAGGAGCUGGACCAGCCUUUACUCGUCCAUCGGCCAAAGGAGCGAUCGAAACCAGGACAAAAGGUCAUAACGGGAGAGAUUCUCCUUCUUCCUGAGCUCUCUUUCAUGACCGGAAUACCGGAAAAAAUGAGGAAGGAUUUCCGAGCCAUGAAGGACCUGACAAUGCACAUUAACGUGAGUGGAGAACAGCACACCCACUCUCUCAGACAGCUUCUGCAGAACAUCCAGUCCACUCCGGACGCCCUGACAGAACUCAGCCGCUGGGGACUGGACCUCAGCACUGAAAUCCCGCUGACCCAGGCCAGGACUCUUCCCGCUGAAACCAUCUGUCUGCACUCCAGCUCCUUCAGCAGCCCCUCAGGGACAGACUGGUCAAAGGAGGUGGUUAGAGACGCGUCCAUCAGCUGUAUCCCGCUGAGUUGUUGGGUGAUAUUCUUCCCGCGGCGGGCAGCGGAGCAGGCGGAGGAGCUGGUGUCCAUGUUUGGGAAGGUGGCAGGAGCCAUGGGCGUAAAACUGAAUCGACCAAUCAAAGUAGAGCUGAGAGAUGACCGCACAGAGACUUAUGUGAAGAGCAUCCACUCUCAGCUAACCAGUGAGCCAAGCGUACAGCUGGUGGUGUGCAUUAUGACAGGAAAUAGAGAUGAUCUCUACAGUGCUAUAAAGAAACUCUGUUGUGUGCAGUUUCCUGUCCCCUCCCAGGCUGUCAACCUGAGAACCAUCUCACAGCCACAGAAGCUCCGUAGCAUCGCUCAGAAAAUCCUACUGCAGAUAAACUGCAAACUGGGAGGAGAACUGUGGACAGUCAAUGUUCCUCUGAAACAUCUGAUGGUGAUCGGCGUGGAUGUUCAUCACGACACCAGUAAGAAGAGCAGAUCAGUCAUGGGAUUCGUGGCCAGUCUGAACAGUCUCUUGACACGAUGGUAUUCCCGUGUCACGUUCCAAAUGCCCAGCGAGGAGAUCAUUAAUGGAUUCAGAGUCUGUCUGCUGGCCGCUCUGCAGAAGUACUAUGAGGUGAACCACAGCUUCCCCGAGAAGAUUGUGAUCUACCGAGAUGGCGUGUCGGAUGGCCAGCUGAAAACGGUGGAGCAGUACGAGAUUCCUCAGGUUUUAAAGUGUUUCGAGACCUUCCCAAACUACGAGCCCAAACUGACUUUCAUCGUGGUUCAGAAACGGAUCAGCACCACCCUCUACUCGUACAUGGGCGAGCGAUUCGGAACCCCUCCGCCUGGGACGGUUCUGGAUCACACCGUCACCCACAGGGACUGGGUGGAUUUUUACCUGAUGGCUCAUCAGAUCCGACAGGGCUGCGGCCUUCCCACCCACUACAUCUCCAUCUACAACACAGCCAACCUGUCCCCAGACCACCUGCAGAGGCUGACGUUUAAGAUGUGUCACCUGUACUGGAACUGGCCCGGUACAAUCCGUGUUCCCGCGCCGUGCAAGUAUGCCCACAAACUGGCCUUCCUGUCAGGCCAGUACCUCCACUCCGAGCCAGCCAUUCAGCUCUCUGACAAGCUCUACUUCCUCUGA